GAAACACACACACCAGUUCUACCUCCUUGUCUCACUCUCCCAUAACCGAUCGAUCUUACAACACAAGCCCAUGGAGGACCAAAUCCACGGCCACACUAAAAGAAUAAACCCCAAUUCCCCCACGUGCUUAAAACUCUUCGGCUUCAGCGUCCACGACGUCGACGACGAAGCCGAAGCAGUAGCACUCGAAGACGCGUCCGACUCGGCUGUCAAAGCUGCAUCACCGGAUUCCGGCGGAGGAGACGGCGGCUCCGCCGGAUUUCCCCCUUCCUCCGGCGACCGGAAAUACGAGUGCCAGUACUGCUGCCGAGAGUUCGCGAACUCGCAAGCGCUCGGUGGACACCAAAACGCGCACAAGAAGGAGAGGCAACAACUCAAACGAGCGCAAUUACAAGCCACUCGAAACGCCGCCGUUUCGUUCGUUCGGAACCCGAUCAUCUCUGCCUUCGCCCCGCCGCCGCACCUGCUGGCCUCGCCGGGGCCCGUGGUGGUUCCGGCGGCGGCGCCGUCGUGGGUCUACAUGCCGCCACGUGCGGCGCCUCCUCCCUUCCACGUGUCGGUUUCACACGGUUGCGUGUUCCCUUCGGCGAACAAUAGCAACGGCAGCAGCAUCAGUACCUGUAACGGGGUUAGUAAUAACUAUAGCAUUUUAACGGGUACGAGAUCCGCAGGUGCAGGGGUUUUGCCGUACGCUGGCGGAGCAGGGGAUUCAUCGUCCGCAUUGUCAACGAUGGGCUCGCAAGUACAGGCUCGGGCCCACUAUGGGAGGGUUGAUGGGCCAUCUCUGAGUAGGUUAUCUAAAGGAGAUGUGGGGCCCAAUUUUGAUGAUGGUUUCGGCUUGGACUUGCACCUUAGCCUUGCUCCGCCGUGACGGCACGGCUCGGCUUUGAUCGGCUCCGUUUGGAAAUGAGUGUAAAUGAAUGAUGAUGUAGCCAUUUCAAGAUGAAGCUUUAAGCGCCGCAUACAGGGCAUGUGUGGCUGCUGCCUACCCUUCACAUCUUGUACAUUUUUCUACAUUUAUUUGUUUAUUAUUAUUAUUUUUCCCCUCUCAAGCAACUGAUUUCUCUUGGCAU
Molecule: messenger RNA, 1073 nt
Organism: Abrus precatorius (Indian licorice)
Lineage: Eukaryota; Viridiplantae; Streptophyta; Magnoliopsida; Fabales; Fabaceae
Product: zinc finger protein GIS3-like
Exons: 1
Coding region: 71-871 (266 amino acids)
Biological process (GO): cytokinin-activated signaling pathway; gibberellic acid mediated signaling pathway; trichome morphogenesis
Cellular component (GO): nucleus
Molecular function (GO): transcription cis-regulatory region binding; DNA-binding transcription factor activity
Source: RefSeq, a predicted model, not a curated record